Messenger RNA from Oryzias latipes (Japanese medaka), 3294 nucleotides. It is a transcript of the gene pkd2, whose product is annotated as polycystic kidney disease 2. Gene Ontology annotation, biological process: detection of mechanical stimulus; release of sequestered calcium ion into cytosol; potassium ion transmembrane transport. Gene Ontology annotation, molecular function: calcium ion binding; signaling receptor binding; voltage-gated calcium channel activity. NCBI's taxonomy places the organism in Eukaryota, Metazoa, Chordata, Actinopteri, Beloniformes, Adrianichthyidae. Gene Ontology annotation, cellular component: membrane. The record is from RefSeq and is marked provisional.
ACAAGACAACUGUCUCCGAUUUUUUCGCUUUAACGAAGGAGUUAAGUACCGUGGUCCAGUUUAUGGGAGAACCUUCAAAGAAAGCACAGAUAGCACGUUUCUUGACCGUUUCUGAGUCAUUUUUUAUAUAGACGGCGGUAUUUGUUAAAACUUAACGCUUCUUUGGCGACGGCGAAAGUUACUGCAAAAAUUUAAUUAGCUCGAUUACAUCUUUACCGCACGAGCUCCAGAAGGCUUUAACUUAUCUUUAUUCGUCAUUAUUUGUACUGUAGUUGUAUAUUUGACAACCUUUUAGUACUUUAAUAGUUUGUCGGCCUUUAAACUUAAGACGAACUUUUUAAAAAAGAUGUUCUAAACUUUUCUUAGCAGUUUUUACUUUUUAGGGAGGUUAUCGGUUAUUUUUCCUGAUGUUUUGCGCUUUGUCAAAACCCUAACUGAACCAUGAGUGCGACCCGAGUCCGACCACAGAGCCAGGCUGGCACUGACAAGCCGCCCCGCACGCUCGACUCCAGCGAGGGGAUAGAGAUGGAGAACAUCCAGCAUCAAGAUCCGGGCCUCGGGGGAGUCGCAGGCUCGCCGUCCCCGCCGUCCAGACAGGCGUGGAGCCGGGAUAACCCGGUCUUUGAACCAGAGGAGGAAAUCAUGCAAGCAGACUGGCCUCAAGCAAGUCCCGGCAGGAGGUCUGCGUUCACGGCCUCCGGCGGCAGCAGCUGCAGCAGCGGCCAUGGCGGCUACACCCGCGCGGGCAGUAGCACUCAAAUCCCCCGAGGAGGACUGUAUCCCACCCAGACCCUGAAUGGCCAGCAGCAAGACAGACACGAGCAUCCCGGCUGUAUGAAGCGGAUAUUUCAAAAUAUCAGAAUUCUGUGGGGGACAGAGUUGAUGGAGGACGGUGACAGCAACCGUGAAAGGUACCUCUGGAACGUACUGAGAGAGCUGCUCACAUAUAUCGCGUUUCUCAUCACCAUUUGUAUCUUGACCUAUGGGAUGAUAAGUACCAACAUGUAUUAUUACACCAAAGCCAUGUCUCAGCUUUUCCUCGACGCGCCACUGUCUUCAGAAAACCCCAAGACUUUCAGGAGCCUCUCCACCAUGGAGGAUUUCUGGAAGUAUACUCAGGGGCCCUUCCUCGGGGGCAUGUAUUGGGAGGUGUGGUACAACAACCAGAGCCUGCCAGGGAACCAGAGUUUCAUCUACUAUGAGAACAUCCUCCUCGGGGUGCCGCGACUCCGCCAGGUCAGAGUCCACAACGAGACCUGCUCCAUCCACGAAGAUCUCAGGGAUGAAGUUCAAGGUUGCUACGGUGUAUACACCCCCAGCAAUGAGGACAACUCUCCCUUUGGCCCUCAAAACGGAACAGCUUGGGUGCACACUACAGAAAGCAAGAUGAACGCCAGCACUCAUUGGGGUCAGGUGUCCAAAUAUGGAGGUGGAGGCUACUACCAAGACCUGUCCCGCACCAGAGAAGAGUCCGGCCUCCAACUGCAGUUUCUCAAAGACCACCUGUGGCUGGAUAGAGGCACCAGAGCCAUCUUUCUUGACUUUUCAGUCUACAACGGAAACGUCAACCUUGUCUGUAUAGCCAGGUUAUUGGUGGAGUUCCCAGCUACUGGUGGAGUGUUGACCUCUUGGCAGUUCCAAACAGUGCGCCUGAUAAAGUACGUGUCCAGCUGGGACUACUUUGUUGGCGUGUGUGAGGUGGCGUUCUGUCUGUUCGUCCUCUACUACGUGGUGGAGGAAGUGCUGGAAAUCCACAUUCACCGACUGCAUUAUUUCAAGAACCUGUGGAAUUGUCUGGAUGUUCUCAUUGUGACGUUAAGUGUUGUUGCCAUUAUCAUGAGCAUAACCAGAGCAGCCAUGGGUGGAGACCUCCUGAAAGGCUUGGAGAACUACACCUCUCACACCAGCUUUGAUUCUCUGGCUAACCUGCAGGUCCAGUUCAACAACAUGGCUGCAGUGAUAGUCUUUUUCUGCUGGGUAAAGCUUUUUAAGUUCAUCAACUUCAACAAGACCAUGAGUCAGCUGUCCACCACCAUGUCCCGCUGUGCCAAGGACCUCGUGGGUUUUGCCAUCAUGUUCUUCAUCAUUUUCCUGGCUUAUGCUCAGCUUGCCUACCUGGUGUUUGGAACUCAGGUCAAUGAUUUCAGCACUUUCCAAGGCAGCGUGUUUACCCAGUUUCGUAUCAUUUUGGGAGACUUUGACUUUUUCGAGAUCAAAGAAGCGAACCCAGUUCUCGGACCGAUUUACUUUAUAACCUUCGUCCUCUUCAUUUUCUUUAUUCUCAUGAACAUGUUCCUGGCCAUCAUUAAUGAUACGUACUCUGAGGUGAAGGCGGACAUGGCCCAGCACAGGUCUGAGAUGGAAAUGACCGACUUCAUCAAGAAGGGCUGUACCAAAGCUUUGGUCAAGUUGAGACUGAAGAAGACGACAGUGGACGACAUAUCUGACAGUUUGCGUCAAGCCGGGGGAAAGCUGAACUACGAUGAACUCCUUCAGGAUCUCAAAGAAAAGGGCCACACGGAAGCAGAGAUUCAGGCCAUCUUUGCAAAGUACGACCAGGACGGGGAUCUGGAGUUGACGGAGCACGACCACCAACAAAUGAGAGAUGACCUGGAGAAAGAGAGAGAGGACUUGGAUCUGGAACGCAACUCACUGACCAGACCCAGCAGUGGGAGGAGCUUCCCUCGUACACAAGAUGACUCAGAGGAAGACGAUGAUGAGGACUCUGGUCACAGCUCUCGUCGCCGUGGCAGCAGUUCGGGAGGCGUCUCCUAUGAGGAGUUUCAAGUGCUUGUGAGGCGCGUGGACAGAAUGGAGCAUUCGAUCGGCAGCAUCGUGUCCAAGAUCGACGCUGUGAUUGUGAAGCUGGAGGGCAUGGAGAGAGCCAAGCUGAAAAGACGAGACGUGCUGGUCCGGCUGCUGGAUGGCGUCAUGGAGGACGAGCGUUUGGGCCGGGACGCAGACACCCACAGAGAGCAGAUGGAGAGGCUGGUGAAGGAGGAGCUGGAGCGCUGGGAGACGGACGACGUGGCCUCGCAGGUCAGUCACCCUCAGCCCGCCACCCCCAUCGGCCCUCGGCCCCGACCCCCCUCCUCCCUGUCCACAGACGGCCUCGACACGAGCGCUAACGGAGGAACCCACGUGUGAAGACAUCAGGAGAAAUGAUCUACCAAAAACAGUUGCAGGGCAGAUGUUUCACAUGUGAAGACUUUCUUUCAACAGACAUUAAUGUUUAACAUGUAGCUAAAUCUGACAAAGUUCUUCCAUUUUACAACUUUAUGGUUUUCUUUAAUG